CUAGAGUGGGAGAUGAAGGUAAAUCCGAUAAUUGAUUUUUUUACUCUUCGAUCGGUUAAUUUGUUGAUGAUAUGUUGAAAAGCUCAUGUGUUUUGGUGAAAAUUACAGUAUGUUACUUCAUAUGAUUGUUGUUCUAGCCUCAUUCGUCUUUUUGGAGAAAGCAGACGUCGAGGCUGCCAAAAAAUAUAACUAUGCAGGUUGCUACGAAACCACAGACAGAUCCAGAAUAUUGUAUCAACAUGUUAAAAAAUUGGAUAAAUUGACGCCAAGAACGUGUGUAGAUUGGUGUCAUUCAAUGCAAUCAGCCUAUGCUGGAUUACAAAAGAAUGAAUGUCGUUGUGAUCAAUACCAACCACCUGAAAUAAUCAGAAGAAGUUUCAGAGAUUGUGGUCAUCUUUGUCCAGGAGACAGAAAUUCCAGAUGUGGAGGGGGAGAUCAUAAAAUUUCAAUUUACGAAACUGGCAUAACUACAUCAGGCGAUGACGCCAUUCCAGCCAGAGCAUAUUUAGGAUGCUACCCAGAUGAUGAUACAGAUAAUCGAAUAUUAAAAGGUUCUAAUUACGAAUUUUCCGAUAAUACGCCUUCCAAAUGCCAUAAACUCUGCUAUCGACUGGGAUUCAGAUUUUUUGGAUUGAUUAAUGUAAAAUACUGCAUUUGCGGCGACACCCCACCAUCUAAAGGGAACGCUAUUCCAGGGGAGAAUUGUCAGUCUAUUUGUAACGGAGAUGAAAAUAAAUACUGCGGAGGGGAUCAGAAGCUUAGCUUAUACGCAACGGGAAUCAAUAAUAUUCCGGAAUUUGGCAGAUAUUUGGGAUGUUACGAUAAUUCAAAGCUUAAAGAUAUCAAAGCAGAUAUCACGCUCAAUUUGACAUUGACAAACUCGCAAGGAAGAUGUUUCAAUAUUUGCGAUCAGAAAGGAUUCAAAUACGCCGGAGUUCAAAAAGGAACAUUAUGCAUGUGUUUAAACAAAGCACCAUCUCUCUCAUUCGAAGACUACGAUGAAGAAUGCGAUGACACAAAGUACGCAUGUCGUGGUGAACUCACAGACGAAUAUUGUGGCAGCGCUAAUACAAUGAAAGUAUUCAGAACUCGACGUACAGACGAAGUUCAACUUAUCGAAGUCGAUUAUCAAGGUUGCUACAUAGAUCAAAAAAAUUACCCCACUCUAGAUGGCAUCAAAGAAAAAUUUGAAAAAACCUUAACUCCGCAAGUAUGCAUCGAAACCUGCAAAUUUAAAGGUUACGCCUUUUCCGGAGUCGAGUCUGGCAAAGAAUGUUACUGCAGUCAUUCAUAUCCAACAAUUUAUGCAAAAGCAGAAGAAAGAGAGUGCAAUAUGCCUUGCAGUGGAAGCCGAAAUAAUAGUUGUGGAGGACUGCUCAGGAUAGCAGUAUACGAUACCGGUAUACCUCACCCUCAAGCUUUAGUCGAUAAAUAUUACAUAGGCUGUUACAAAGAUGACGUUCCAGGAUCCAAAUUACUGGAAGGGACCACUGAAAACAUGGAAGGUUACCUAUCCCCGAUUGUUUGUUACAAACAAUGCUUGUUGACUGGAUUCUUAUUCUUUGGGUUGACUAUAACUAGCGAUGAAACUGAAAAGUGCCUAUGUAGCGAUAAAAAUCCACUAAAAAGUCUGUUGACCGAUGACAAAGAAUGCCAGAGAAAAUGUACCGGUGACUCGAACAAAGUUUGUGGAGAUGCUUGGAGAGUUGCCACAUACAGAACAGGAUUAUCAGACGUGCAGUCCAAAUACACUUACAAAGGGUGCUAUGAAAAUGACGAAUAUGUUCUGAUUGACAGAGAAAUAGAUCAAUCGGAUACAUUAACUCCUAGAAGAUGUUACAGACUACAGUGGAGAUUUUGUCGCUGUGGAAAUGAUUUUGCUAGUGAUCGAACACCUGAUGGUGAAGAAAAGUGUAAUAUUAGUUGUCCUGGUAAUUCCUCCGAGACUUGUGGUGGACAUAAAAAGUACAUACAAGUUUAUCAAAUUAUAAGUAAUAUCGAAGAAACCAAAGUAGGAUUAUCAAAAGAAGCCAUUUUUACAGAAAAUUUCAAUACUUUGGAUACUUCAGUUUGGUCUUACACCGUUAAAAUAGCAAAUGAACCGAAUUAUGAAUUCGUCACUUACGAGAGAUCACCUGCAGUAGUUUUUUUGAAAGGAGGUAAAUUAUUCAUAAAGCCAAAAAUACAAUCUGAUGAAUACGUUCAAAGUUCAAUUACGUUACAAAACUGUACAGGAAAACCAAUAGAAUGUACGAGAAAAGCACAAGGUUACCAAAUACUGCCACCUAUUCAAUCGGGACAACUGACCACGAAAAAUAAAUUUUCAUUCCGAUAUGGAAAAGUUGAAAUUCGAGCAAAGCUGCCAAUUGGUGACUGGAUAGUUCCAGAAAUUUGGCUCGCGCCAACAAAAUACGAAUAUGGUGACUCUUAUCAAUCUGGUCAAAUCCGUAUCGCGAUGGUUCGAGGUAACAAGGACUUGAAUUGUUUCGAUAAUCACUACGGUCAUAAACGUCUCGAAAUGGGGGUUUACAUAAGCGAUGAAUCGGAAGUAAGACGAAAAGUAUUUUAUAAAAUGGCCACGGAGAGCUGGAGCAAAGCGUAUCAUAAUUAUACCGUCAUUUGGACCCCAGAAAAAAUUUCAUUUCAAGUAGAUAGCGAAGAGAUAGGAACGAUUCAACCAGAAUCUCAUGAAACAAUUCGCCAAAUUGUUGGUUUAUCUGAACAUGCAGAACUCACCUACGCAAACGCGACUAAUAAAUUGGCUCCUUUUGAUAAAGAAUUUCACAUUGCUUUGGGGAUUUCUGUAGGAGGCAUAACUGACUUUUACGAUGAUUGCAUAGCAAAUCCCAAGAAACCGUGGUCCAAUACCUCGCCUAAGGCAAUGCUGAAUUUUUGGAAAGCCAAAGAACAAUGGAUACACACGUGGACAGGCAAUAAUUCAGCUUUACAAAUCGAACACGUCAUAGUUCGACCACUUUCAAUCAAAACCUCGUGACUUUAAUUAUUUAAUUAAUUAUGCUCCACUAAUUAGGCAAAAUGAACUAAUGUAAAUAAGUGGAGCAAAUUUUGUAGAAAAUUCAAUAAAAAAUUUCAGAACUUUA
This is a messenger RNA of Planococcus citri (citrus mealybug), 3101 nucleotides long. RefSeq lists its product as uncharacterized. The transcript is spliced from 20 exons. Gene Ontology annotation, biological process: carbohydrate metabolic process. Gene Ontology annotation, molecular function: hydrolase activity, hydrolyzing O-glycosyl compounds. The record is from RefSeq and is a predicted model, not a curated record. Gene Ontology annotation, cellular component: plasma membrane. The coding region runs from base 86 to 2995 and encodes 969 amino acids. NCBI's taxonomy places the organism in Eukaryota, Metazoa, Arthropoda, Insecta, Hemiptera, Pseudococcidae.